GCAGGAAAAGUGAUAAAAUGCAAAGCAGCUGUCUUAUGGGAGCAAAAUAAACCCUUUUCCAUUGAGGAGGUGGAGGUUGCACCCCCCAAGGCCAAUGAAGUUCGUAUUAAGAUGGUGGCCACAGGAAUUUGUCGCUCAGAUGAUCAUGUGGUUAGUGGACAACUAACCAUGCCUCUUCCUGUGAUACUAGGCCAUGAAGCAGCCGGCAUUGUGGAGAGCAUUGGAGAAAGGGUGACAACAGUAAAACCAGGUGAUAAAGUCAUCCCACUCUUUACUCCCCAGUGUGGAAACUGUGCCAUUUGUAAACACCCAGAAGCCAACUUAUGCUUGAAAAACGAUCUGAAUUUGCCCCGGGGGACCUUGCAGGAUGGCACCACCAGAUUCACCUGUAGAGGGAAGCCCAUCCACCACUUCCUCCAUACCAGCAGCUUCUCUGAGUACACAGUGGUGGAUGAUAUCUCAGUGGUCAAGAUUGAUCCAGCCUCACCUCUGGAGAAAGUCUGCCUAGUUGGCUGUGCAUUUUCUACUGGUUAUGGGUCUGCUGUCAAUGUUGCCAAGGUCACCAAGGGUUCCACCUGUGCUGUGUUUGGUCUUGGAGGAGUUGGCCUAUGUGUAGUCAUGGGCUGUAAGGCAGCUGGAGCAGCCAAGAUCAUUGGAGUGGAUCCCAACAAAGACAAAUAUGCAAAGGCCAAAGAGUUGGGGGCCACUGAGUGCAUCAGCCCACAGGACUUCAAGAAACCCAUCCACGAGGUCUUGAAGGAAAUGAGUGAUGGAGGUGUGGACUUUUCCUUUGAAGUCGUUGGUCGGCAUGACACGAUGAUAUCAGCCCUGUCAUGCUGUCAAGAGGCAUAUGGUAUAAGCGUCCUUAUAGGGGUACCUCCUGGUUCCCAAGAACUCAAGAUGAACCCUAUGUUGCUAUUGACUGGACGCACUUGGAAAGGAGCAGUUUUUGGUGGUUAUAAAAGUAGAGAUUCUGUCCCCAAACUUGUGGCUGAGUUCAUGGCUAAGAAGUUUCCACUGGAUGCAAUAAUAACCCAUGUUUUACCUUUUGAAAAAAUAAAUGAAGGAUUUGAUCUUCUUCGCUCUGGAAAAAGUAUCCGUACGAUCCUGACAUUUUGA
Messenger RNA from Orycteropus afer afer, 1119 nucleotides. RefSeq names its product alcohol dehydrogenase E chain. Gene Ontology annotation, cellular component: cytosol. Gene Ontology annotation, biological process: retinoic acid metabolic process; retinol metabolic process. Bases 112 to 1119 code for a protein of 335 amino acids. Lineage: Eukaryota; Metazoa; Chordata; Mammalia; Tubulidentata; Orycteropodidae. The transcript is spliced from 9 exons. The record is from RefSeq and is a predicted model, not a curated record. Gene Ontology annotation, molecular function: all-trans-retinol dehydrogenase (NAD+) activity; zinc ion binding.